AUGACGUCCGCUGAUCCCUCCCUCUCUCCCCCCCUCUCUCCCUCUCGCCCCGCUCUGACGUCCGCUGGUCCCUCCCUCUCUCCCCCCCUCUCCCCCCCACCCCGCCGUCCGCUGACCUGUCCGUCCGUCCGUCCGUCCCUCCAGAGCCAGGCCGAGGCCCACUACAAGGGGAACCGCCACGCGCGGCGCGUCAAGGGGAUGGAGACGUCCAAGAGCGGCCGCAGCCCGGACGCCGACAAAACACAGCCCCCCCUGCUGGUCUGCCCCCCAGCGCCGGGAACCUCCCCCUGCAGCCCGGGACCCGAGCCCAGCAGGGAGGGUGAGAACACACGCCUCACGGUUCCACAGAGAUACGAGCCCCAGCCCAUGUGCACCGAGGACCCCCCUCCACCCCCCAGCCCCCAGCCCACCCUCGCCCUCCCCGGCGGGGAUUGGCCCCUCCUCCUUUCUUCUGGGCAGACUCCGCCUCCGCCACCACCGCCGGCGCCGACCGGCUCUCCGGGCCCCGGCGUAGUGGCGCCCGGGGACCUGACGGUCCCGGGGCCCCCGGACGACACGUCCCCGGCCCCCAGCCAGGCCCCCAGCCCGGCCUCGGGGGACUCGGAGGAGGACAAGGCCAAGAAGCUGCUCUACUGCUCCCUCUGCAAGGUGGCUGUCAACUCCCUCUCCCAGCUGGAGGCCCACAACAAAGGCACCAAACACAAAACCAUCCAGGAGGCGCGCAGCGGGCUGGGGCCCAUCAAGGCGUACCCCCGGCUGGGGCCCCGGGUGCCGGGGGAGCCGGGGGCCUCCCCGAACUCGGAGGCCAACUCGGAGGAACGGACCUUCCACUGUGAGAUCUGCAAUGUCAGGGUGAACUCAGAGCUGCAGCUCAAGCAGCACAUAUCGAGCCGGCGGCAUCGCGACGGAGUGGCGGGAAAACCCAACCCUCUCCUGAGUCGGCACAAGAAGCUCAGAGAAUUCAUGCCCACCCUGAGCUUCUCCAAGGACCUUCCUAAGAACCUGGGGGCCGGCCUCCUGCCCAACCCCCUGGCCGUCGCCGCGGCGAUGGCAGCCGCAGCAUCCAACAAUCAGCUGGCGCAGAUACGGGCGGCGUGCCCCGGCGCCCACCCCCACCCCCACCACCCCCACCACCACCCCCAUCACCCCCACCUGCUACAGGGAACCCCCCUCAGCCUGCUGCGGCCCGCCCCGGGCCCCAUGCGUACCGCGCACGGCCCCAUCCUCUUCGCCCCCUACUGACCGGACCGGGGGGCCCGGCGGGGGGAGAAGCACACUGUGAAGCCCACGGACCGGUGACACGUUUCACUGAGGCGGACAUUCAUCCAUCCACCCCUUCUUUCUCAUUUCCCCCUUCAUCCUCCAGCAGCCUGGCGUCCGUCACGGGGGCCGGCCUGGGGGGACGGUCUGCCUAAGGGACGGUCUGCCUAAGGGACAUCUGCCUAAGGGACGUCCGGAGAAAUGCAUGAAAAAAACACGGAGGUCCUCACACAUCGAUCAUCUCCCUAAGGGUUCAGGCGGUUGGAGCUGUGAGGGACAAAGACCAGGCCGUGCAGAUGACAAUGGGAUCUUUUUUCUUUCAAGGAUUGUUUUUCGUUUAACAUGACUGAUGCAAAGCCCUACCUCUUCAAUCCCCUCUCCGUCCCGAUCUGUCCAACCAACACCUUCUCUUCCUGAGUGUGGGAAAGUCCUCCUGUGUCCUGUGUCCACCGGCAUCAUUCUAACCUCCACACACAACAUGGACCGGACAAUAUGCACUUUUUAGAUCUGUAUUUUGUGAGCUACGUGUGCGUGCUUUUCCUCUUAAAGGUAUUAGUAUCUGUUUUAGAAGUGAUUGAUACUAGUCUAUAUUUUCUUCUCUGGGAGAGGAAACUCAAGUGAAGGAGGGACGAAUCGUGUCUUAAGGCUGAGACAGCUGACUGAAGGCCAAUGGGGCUGUGAUGAGACCUGAGACAGUGGCUUGGUAAGUGGCUUAGUGAGCGGCUUGCUUAGCGGCUUGCCUAGUGGCCUGCUUAGUGGCUUGCUUAGCGCCUUGCUUCGUGAGUGGCUUGGUGAGGGGCUAAGUGAAUGGCUAUGAGUGGCUAUGUGAGUAGCUGUAGCCGUUUAGGUUCAACCAGCAUUCCUCCCUUCGGUCCUCGAUGGCCGAUCACUAGCAGUGCGUAUGUCUGCGAAGGGACCCAGCCCUCCCCCUUAUGCAGAUCUCAUGGUACCAGCUGUUUCUGUACCUCAUGUUUCAAACAGAAGUGUCUUAAAGGAAUCAUCUGAACACUGUGAACACAACCCAAGGGGCACUAUACUCAUUGUUCCCUGCCAUAACAAAACUGAAUUCUAAAUGCACACUGUUGCUUGUGGUGGAGCUCUGCCCACCGCGAGAGGCAGCUACACCAGCAGGGUGGUUGGGGGAGGGGGGGGGGGGAUGCACCACGUGCACAACACCGUUUCCCUGUUUCACUUGAGUCCGUGUUUUAAAACGAGUUCAAGUCGGUCUCUCUUCAGAACUCUUAGUCAUUAGAUAGAGCACUCGCUCGAGUCUCGAGUGACCGCUACGUAUAACUGCAGCAUGUUGUGCAGUUCCACGGUCAUACGCCCUCAUCUUCCGCUCUGUCGCAAACGAUUCCCUCCACACACUGAGGGCCCGGCGGCCAAUCACUAUGCUCGUUCUAUUCCCCUUAGGCCACACCCUCUAGCUCUCUCCUUAUGGGCAUAGGUCAAAGGCAGUAGAGUCUGCACCUGACUCAAAACCCAAGGUCAUGAUCACUCCUAUGACAUGGGAAUCAGAUCAAGGAACCCAGAAAACACAGAGCAGCAAGAAACCACCACACAACUGAUCUCCAGCCAGCCCACUGGCUCGAUGGCCAACGUACUUCACAUGUAGGCGUGCAUCAUACCAUCGCGUAGUCAAUGAGGGAAACACUCAUGAGGCAAGAGACGCCUUUUGAGCACUAAAGCUAUGAUAUGUUAAAGCCAUGAUAAACAAUGGUGUUGUCAUGGCAUCCACGUAGACAUUUAGCAUGCCCUGAGCUCACAUCACUCAGACUGAUGCAUUUCACAUGUUGGGGUACAGGUCACAUGUUGGGGUACAGAUCACAUGUUUGGGUGCAGAUCACAUGUCGGGGAGUAGGUCACAUUUUGCGCUACAGGUCAUAUGUUAUGGUGAAACUCACAUGUUGAGGUGCAGGUCACAUGUCGGGGAGUAGGUCACAUGUUGGGGUACAGGUCACAUGUCGGCUGCAGGUCACAUGUUCGAUUGAAUCUCACAUGUUUGGGUACAGGUCACAUGUUGGUGUGUAGGUCACAUGUUGGGGUGCAGGUCACAUGUUUGGGUACAGGUCACAUGUUGGUAUGUAGGUCAAAUGUUGGGGUGCAGGUCACAUGUUUGGGUGCAGGUCACAUGUUGGGGUGCAGGUCACAUUGUGGGGUUCAGACAAUGCUACUCUUAUGGGAUUUGUGACAGGGAAAUAUUAGCAAUACUUAAAAAUACCCUACUCCAGAAAAAAGGUAUAUUGUAUGAUGCAAUAACAGAAAUCGUCUCAAUAUAUUUAAAUGUUACUUAGGGGGCGUGUCAUGACUUGUAAUUGUACACAUGUAGAUUAUUAUAGAAAUGUAAAAGAACAGAGAGAAAAAUCAUUGUUGAUAUUGAAUUAGCUAAAUAAAUUAUUAAAUAAUGUGAACAAUGGCGGUUGUUGUUGAUAUACUUCCCAAUACACACACCUUUAAACCUUCA
Messenger RNA from Gadus morhua (Atlantic cod), 3724 nucleotides. Its product is annotated as zinc finger protein 385A. The record is from RefSeq and is a predicted model, not a curated record. The transcript has 5 exons. Gene Ontology annotation, cellular component: nucleus. Gene Ontology annotation, molecular function: zinc ion binding; nucleic acid binding. NCBI's taxonomy places the organism in Eukaryota, Metazoa, Chordata, Actinopteri, Gadiformes, Gadidae. Bases 1 to 1242 code for a protein of 413 amino acids.